AUGGACGCCACCAGCAGAUGGGCUGCUGCCUUGGCGGCUGGCGCCCUGUUGCUCGCCUCCAGCCUUUCACAGGUUCUUGCAGAUACAGCUUUGCCCGGUGACUGGAACACAGGCAUCGCCACCAACUACGGAGGCGCACAAGACGGCAUGGACCCCUACCAGUUCAGCUAUGGAACCAGCAUUGGCUCGUGCGGCUAUGGCAAGCUGGACAAGAGCAACUAUCCCUUCUGGAGUGUGGGGGCGCUGGCCACUGCAAACCAGUUCUACCAGCAGGGUCCAGUUCAGGGCUGCGGGAUGUGCUUUGAGAUCGAGUGCCUGCAGAAUGCUGGCGGCUUUGCGGGGCGGUGCAACCAGGACCCCAAUGCUCGCACAGUCACCAUCAUGAUCACUGACAGCUGCCCAGAGUGCGCAUCAGACCAUCUUGAUCUCCAGGCGCUGACGUUCAACAAGGUGGCUCCGAUGGCGCUGGGCCGCAUCAACAUGCGCUACCGUCGAGUGGAGUGCAAGCCCCCCUCCGACAUGAAUGUCAUCGUGGACCAGAACCGCGGCUCCGGCGGCUGGAUCCGGCUGCAGGUCAAGGAUGCUGCCAUGCGCGGGUCGGUGAAGCUGGUGCAGAUCAAGGGGCCCAAGACGAAUUGGCAGAGCAUGAACAACGUCUGGGGGGCCUCUUGGGAAUCCACAUCAAUUCCGGACCCCCCUUUGGACUUCCGAAUCCAGGAUGAUACCGGCACUGAGCGGUCAGAGCUCUACAUCCGCCAGCUCAUCUGCUUCAGCAGGAUCUGGAUCUCCGAGCUCAUCCAGUCAGAGCGGCUCAUCAUCCGCCUCAGCUUCUUCCUCUUCGAGCUCAGAGCCCAAGGUGAGCGCGUUCUCAGGCCCGUCAGGGAGCCAGGCUGGGCAGGCGCCAGCUACAGGCAGCCCCGCAUGCAGCACCUCUUUUGGCACAGAUGGCAGCCGGGGGGCGACUGCGUGCGGUGGCAGCCCGUCUCCGACGGGGUCCCCUACCUCGCCUCCCCCGCCGCCCACCCCACCAUCCCCCUACUGGUGGCAGCCGCCCCCGCCGUCUGUGAGCCCGCCGCCACCCACGGCCGCGCCGGCACAGAUGCAGACCCCGCCAUCCCCAUACUGGUGGCAGCCGCCGCCGCCAGCUUCCGGCAGCACAUGGCAGCAGAGCACGCCUGCUCAGGGCCCGAGCACCCCUCCACCCAUGAGUGCGCCUCCCCCCAUGCAGAGCCCGCCGCCUCCCUACUGGAUGCAGCCGCCGCCGCCCUCCCCCGGGUCCUCUCAGAGCCCGCCGCCGCCUUACUGGCAGAUGACAGUCCCUUGAGCAGGACAGCACUGCCUUCAGCGGGUGAUGGAACAGCGCUGGUGCCGCCACCGCCGCAGGCAGGCGCUUCGUCAUCGUCCUACUCAUCGUCCAGCGAACAGUCCAGUGGACAGUCUUGGAGCGCCCCUAGCCCUCCCCCACCGCCGCCACCGCCACCACCGCCGCCCCCCGGCUGGGGCCGACGCAUGCUCAGCUGA
This is a messenger RNA of Coccomyxa subellipsoidea C-169, 1521 nucleotides long. RefSeq lists its product as hypothetical. Lineage: Eukaryota; Viridiplantae; Chlorophyta; Trebouxiophyceae; Coccomyxaceae. Gene Ontology annotation, biological process: plant-type cell wall organization. The transcript has 12 exons. The coding region runs from base 1 to 1521 and encodes 506 amino acids. Gene Ontology annotation, cellular component: extracellular region. The record is from RefSeq and is a predicted model, not a curated record.